UCAACCAUGCCUCUCUGAUGAAAAUCCCAUAUUUUUUACUCUCUCUGACAGUUUUCAGAAGUGGUAGCCAAACUAGGGGAAUGCCUGUGUAAUUUGGAGCUAAUGUCUCCAGCCUCCAGUAACAGCAGUGGUUCUCUUUCGCCCUCAUCCUCCACUGACUGCCUGGUAGCACGUGGUAGUCCUGGACGAAGUCACGUAGGUGCCCUUCGCUUGCGUUUUGACUCUGGUCGAAGGUCUUCACAGGGCUUGUCCCUGGAUAAGCUGAGGAGUAACAUGCAGUUCCCACCCACUGACCGAAACGGACAUGUGUCAGAUCCCAUGAGCACCAUGCGUUUCCAUUCAUGCAGCAGCAAUGGAAGUUUUGAGGACAGCAACUAGAAGCAGCAACUCUCUGAAGAA
Cyprinus carpio (common carp) is the source of this 399-nucleotide messenger RNA. RefSeq names its product serine/threonine-protein kinase TNNI3K-like. Lineage: Eukaryota; Metazoa; Chordata; Actinopteri; Cypriniformes; Cyprinidae. The transcript has 4 exons. Bases 103 to 378 code for a protein of 91 amino acids. The record is from RefSeq and is a predicted model, not a curated record.